This is a messenger RNA of Tarenaya hassleriana, 1077 nucleotides long. RefSeq names its product ORM1-like protein 3. The transcript has 3 exons. Bases 344 to 817 code for a protein of 157 amino acids. Gene Ontology annotation, biological process: negative regulation of ceramide biosynthetic process; ceramide metabolic process; intracellular sphingolipid homeostasis. NCBI's taxonomy places the organism in Eukaryota, Viridiplantae, Streptophyta, Magnoliopsida, Brassicales, Cleomaceae. Gene Ontology annotation, cellular component: endoplasmic reticulum membrane. The record is from RefSeq and is a predicted model, not a curated record.
AUUGUCAUUAUCCCAUGGGAGGUGCUAAUGAAAACAAUCGUCUUUCACGGGCACACGAGCUAAUCCACAGAGAUCAAGAAGCACCCAGAAUUUUUUUUAAAAAAAAAUACAGAGAGCCCCCUAAAAAAGAGGAUUUCGGGAAUUGGUGCGUGGAAUCCAUCUUGAUUGUAACCCAUCAUCGGAAUCGUCGCCAGAAAGAAGAAGAAGAAGAAACAUCCAAAGUUUUUUUAUAUUCGAUCUGCUCGACGCAGCAAGGGGGCAAAAAGAGUGAUUUUUUUUCUUGAAGGGUUUGAAAUAUUUUCGGGUGUUGGAUCAUCAGCUACGAAAAGAACAGGGAAAAAGAAUGGCGAAUCUGUAUGUGAAGGCGGUGCCUCCGGCGGAUCUGAACAGGAAUACGGAGUGGUUCAUGUACCCAGGCGUGUGGACGACGUAUAUCCUCAUACUGUUCUUCGCAUGGCUUAUUUUUCUCUCCGUCUUCGGUUGCUCCCCUGGCAUGGCCUGGACUGUUGUCAAUCUCUCCCACUUCGCCGUAAUUUAUCACUUCUUCCAUUGGAAGAAAGGAACACCCUUUGCAGAAGACCAAGGAAUCUACAACAGGCUGACAUGGUGGGAGCAGAUGGACGGUGGAAAGCAGCUUACACGCAACCGCAAGUUUCUUACAGUAGUUCCUGUCGUGCUGUACUUGAUAGCAUCUCAUACAACAGACUACAAGCAUCCAUGGCUGUUCCUCAACACGCUUGCUGUCACUAUCCUUGUAAUAGCCAAGUUCCCUAACAUGCACAAGGUACGCAUCUUCGGCAUCAACGGUGAUAGGUGACCCAUUUGCCUCUCUUGUCUUGUCCACUGCUGGAUGUGUUUCUUCUCCGGCAAAAAACAACAGAUAGAAGGAAGGGCGAUGCUUAUAUAUAUAUAUAUAGAGAGAGAGAGAGAGAGAGAAGCUGUUUUAUGGUUUUUUGACAAAAGUGUUGGUUGGCUUACUGAGUGAAGAGAGUACAUGUUAUGUGCAGAAGUUGGUAUCUUUUGAAGCUUUGUCCGUAUUGUGCAGACCACGUACGCAAUGGAAGUUCUCAACCGGAA